Molecule: messenger RNA, 1122 nt
Organism: Gastrolobium bilobum
Lineage: Eukaryota; Viridiplantae; Streptophyta; Magnoliopsida; Fabales; Fabaceae
Exons: 2
Coding region: 1-1122 (373 amino acids)
Molecular function (GO): nucleic acid binding; zinc ion binding
Source: RefSeq, a predicted model, not a curated record
AUGGAUUGUCCUAAUACUCUUCGUGUAUACUUUGCCACAUACUUGUUGAUUAGAGAAGCAGAGCAUUGGUGGACAAAUACCAAAAGAUAUUUCCAAAGUCGAGGAACCGAGAUAACUUGGGCAAUCUUUAAAGAUGCCUUUUUGGAAAAAUUCUUUCCUCAAAGUAUAAGAAACAGAAAAGAAAUAGAAUUCCUUGAACUAAAACAAGGAAACAUGACUGUUGGAGAAUAUGUGGCAAAAUUUGAGGAAUUAUCUAGGUAUUCUAAUUAUAUACAGAAUCAACCUAAUGAGGAAUGGCUGACAACUAAAUUUGAAUUUGGACUAAAACCUGAACUAAAAAGUAUGAUAAUAAACAGGUGCAGAGACAUAGAAGCAAGUAUGAAGGCGGCUGAAGAUGCAAGAGAGAAGGACAGAGCCCUAAAUCGAAGAAGGAGUGAUGACAAUAACAAAGGGAGGUUUUCACUGGUGCAAAACUCGGGAAACAAUUUUGCUAGCAAUGGAGGGAAAAAGAAUGCGGGUCGGAUGAAUUCCCAGAUUCAGGGAUGUCCAAAAUGCAAGAAAAAUCAUGCUGGAGAAUGCUUGAAAGGAAGAGGUGUGUGCUUUAAGUGCGGGAAGCCUGGACAUAUGUUGAGGAAUUGUCCUCAGAAUCAAGGUCAGAACUCAUUAAACCAACCUAUAACAAGAGUUAGAGUUUUCACCCUAGAUGGUCAGAAAGAAGAUCAAGCUUCAAACUUGGUUCAAGAUGUGAUUCUUGGUAUGAAUUGGUUGUCUGCUAAUUGUGUGGUCAUUGAUUGUCAUAAUAAAAGUAUAAUUUUCACAAAAGAGUCAGACCUUCCCAGUGAAUCUCUAUUCUUGUCAACUUCCCAACUUAAGAAGAGUUUGUUAGGUAGAGCACAAGGAUAUGUUCUCUUCAAUCUUUCAGAAGCAAAGGUUAAACCUAAUGCGACCAAUAUCGCUAUUGUCUCAGAAUACUCAGAGGUUUUUCCGGAUGAAAUUACAGGUUUACCACCAAACAAAGAAAUUGAAUUCUCCACUGACAUAAUACCUAGAGUAGGGCCAAUUUCUAUUGCACCUUAUAGGAUGUCACCUGUAGAGCUUGUUCAACUAAAGAAACAAUUAUAG